CGGAAGUUGGCUGCAGUACAGCGGCGAGGCGGAAUCUGUUCGGAAAAGAAGAGAAGGUUCUCCGUGUUACGUGGGGACAACAAUGGACACCCAGAAGGACGUUCAACCCCCAAAGCAGCAGCCAAUGAUAUAUAUCUGUGGAGAAUGUCACACAGAAAAUGAAAUAAAAUCAAGGGAUCCAAUCCGUUGCAGAGAAUGUGGAUACAGAAUAAUGUACAAGAAAAGGACUAAAAGAUUGGUGGUUUUUGAUGCUCGAUGAAAGAUGAAAUUCAGAGGAAUGUCUUCAUUUGGAUUUGGAUUUGCUAUUAAUGUUGUAUAGCUUUUGAUUAGUGUACUUUAUGAAUACAACUAUAUACAAAUGAUUUCGUUUUAAAAACCAUAUUGUAUUUAGGUAUCAAUAGCUUAUAUAAAGAUAUUUUUGUUCAGUUACAUGGUUUGUAAUUUAAUUUUAUCGUAUAUGUAAUCUGACACACAAUGAAGGUUAAAAGUGCUUCCCCAAACUACACUUUAAUCAAAACCUAGAAUCAUCUGGGGCCCUUGUUAAAAAUGAGGUUUGCUAGGGCCCUUUAAAGGUCUGAUUAAGUAAGUUCCUAGGAAACCACUGUUUUACAUCACCAAUUGUUUGUAAACUCUCCAGCCUCAUUUUGUAUAGAGUAUACCAAUGCACUUACUGUCAGUGUGCAUACCUCAUUUUGAGUUAUAAUUUAUUAACUUGGCAUAGGCCUUUCUGUAUUUGUAUAUAAUGCUUGACUUUUUUUUUUUUUUUUUUGUGGUACGCGGGCCUCUCACUGUUGUGGCCUCUCCCGUUGCGGAGCACAGGCUCUGGACGCACAGGCUCAGCGGCCAUGGCUCACGGGCCCAGCCGCUUUGCGGCAUGUGGGAUCUUCCCAGACCGGGGCACGAACCCGUGUCCCCUGCAACGGCAGGCGGACUCUCAACCACUGCGCCACCAAGGAAGCCCUUGACUGUUUUUUAAAUCUUCGGCAAGGGAAAAGAAACUUUAAUGGUUGCUUUAUCUAAGGCAAAAUCAACCCCAAGUAAAGUGGAUGAAGCAGACUAUUAAGGCAGGUGCAGUUUUCCAGGUGUAAUCAUUCAUUAAGGUAAAAAACUCUGCUUUCAGGAUAUAGAAAAAAUAGGAGUUGGUUUACACUAAAUUGGAUGAAUGUUUAAAGCUUUUGCCUUGAUCUUAGGGAUAUGGAUGCUCAGAUACUGCAUCUGUUCCAGGAUUCGAUUAGAUAUAUUUCAACUUUUUAAUAGUUUUGUGUGUCUCGCACAUUCAAAGUAUUAACUGUGCAACUGUGCCACUUAAAAAACAAAACAAAACAUUGUUUCUACUACCAUCCUCACAUACUAAGUUCUGUAAAUUUAUUAUGUGCUAUACAAAGUACUACCAUACUCAAGAUUUUUAAAGAGUGCUUCCUUGGUCCAGGUUUUCCUGGACUGUGGCUUUCAUAAUUUUGUAAUUCUGCCACGUUCCUUCUUGAGCUUGUCCUUUUUGUACAAGAGUCCCAAUAAAUAUCUCUUUAUGACA
Molecule: messenger RNA, 1531 nt
Organism: Mesoplodon densirostris (Blainville's beaked whale)
Lineage: Eukaryota; Metazoa; Chordata; Mammalia; Artiodactyla; Ziphiidae
Gene: POLR2K
Product: RNA polymerase II, I and III subunit K
Exons: 4
Coding region: 83-259 (58 amino acids)
Biological process (GO): DNA-templated transcription
Cellular component (GO): RNA polymerase II, core complex; RNA polymerase I complex; RNA polymerase III complex
Molecular function (GO): DNA binding; DNA-directed RNA polymerase activity; zinc ion binding
Source: RefSeq, a predicted model, not a curated record